UUUACGGAAGCAGGCAGUUGUCAAGCGGUGUCCAGCGAUCAUGGCGGCGGACCCGAGAAAAAGAAAGCUGGUGGGUUUGGGACCGGAGCAGGAGACGGAGCCGCAGGGGGACCGAGGGCCUGCGGGGCGCUUUGUGGAGGGUUCCAUUCUCCGCAUCACCAUGCACAAUUUCCUAACGUAUGACCACUGCGAGGUGUAUCCAGGACCCAACCUAAACAUGAUCAUUGGUGCCAAUGGGACAGGCAAGUCGAGCAUCGUGUGCGCCAUCUGCCUGGGUCUCGCCGGCAAGACAGCCACGCUGGGCAGAGGCGACAAGGUGGGCCUCUAUGUGAAACGUGGCUGCACUAAGGGCUCCGUGGAGAUCGAACUGUACAGAGCUGUGGGAAACCUGGUGAUCUUCAGGGAGAUGCAAGUGCAGAACAACCAGUCGACGUGGACCAUUAACGGGGAACAUGCCAGUCAGAGAGUGGUUGAGGAAGCGGUGAAGGCCCUCCGCAUCCAGGUUGGAAACCUGUGCCAGUUCCUUCCUCAGGAGAAGGUCGGCGAGUUUGCCAAGAUGAGCAAGGUGGAGCUGCUGGAGGCCACGGAGAAGUCGGUGGGGCCCCCCGAGAUGUACGAAAUCCACUGUGAGCUGAAGACCUUCCGCUCCAAGGAGAGGGAGCUCGAGAACAUCUGUAAGGAGAAGGCCAGUUUCCUGGAGAAGGCCAAGCAGAGGAACGAGCGCAACAGGCAGGAUGUGCAGCGCUACUAUGAGAAGAAGAGGCACCUGGACAGGAUCAAGAUGCUGGAGAGGAAGAAACCCUGGGUGGAGUACGAGACGUCACGUGAGCAGCUGGAGGCCGUCAAGCGGGAGAGGGAGCAGGCCAAGCGGGAGCUGCGGGCCCUCAAGGAGGAACAGGCCCCUAUGCUUUUCCAGAUUCAGAGUGUCGACGCUCGCCUCAAGCCCCUGGAGAGCCAGAUGAGGGACAAGACAACUGAGAUCAAGGAUGAGUCCCAGAGAUGCAAGCAGAAGCAAGACCUGCUGGAACGCAAGCGUGCUGAGGUGGAGGAUAUCCAGCAGGCGCUGAGUCUGAAACAGAUGGAGGAGGACGACCGGCAGAAACGCAUCAGCAAUACGCGCUGCAUUGUCGCCGGGCUGCAGGCGGAGCUGGACAGCCUAGGCAAGCAGGAGGACGUGCAGCCGCAGAUCAACCAGAUCAACGUGGAGCUGCGGGGCUUGCAGGAGGACAAGGCUCGCCUGGAGAGCAGACAGAGCGACCUGCGCAGAGAGAAGGAGAGCAUGAGGGGAGAGUGCACACUUCUCCAGCAGCAGCUCAAGAGUCUGGAGGACAUGAUGAAAAUGAAAGAGGAGAAGCUGCGGAACAAGUUCCGUGACACCUACGAUGCCCUCCAGUGGCUGAGGCAGAACCGCAGCCUGUUUGAGGGUAACGUGCAUGAGCCCAUGAUGCUGGUGAUCAACGUUCGGAACCCUUGUCAUGCUAAGUACAUUGAGAGCCACAUCCCCGCCAACGACCUGAGGGCCUUCGUCUUCCAGAGGCAGGAGGACAUGGAGAGGUUCAUGAAGGAGGUACGCGACAGCAGGCGGCUCCGAGUGAAUGCGGUGAUUGCCCCCUGCGAAUCAUUUGCCAGGCGCCCCCCUGGCCGCCCCUUAGACACUUUAAAGCAGUUUGGCUUCUUCUCGUACCUGCGCGAGCUGUUCGAUGCCCCCGAAGAGGUGAUGAGCUACUUGUGUUACCAGUACAAGGUCCACGAAGUUCCAGUGGGCACGGAAAAAACGAAGGAGAUGAUCGAGGAGGUGAUCAGGGAGACCCAGCUGAGGAUCAUCUACACAGCAGAGGAGAAGUACCACGUGAAGAAGUCGCAGUACUCCAACAAGACCAUUGCGAGCAACUCAGUCCUGCGGCCUUCGCAAUUCCUCAACCUGGCGGUGGAGGCCGACAAGAGGAACAGGCUGUGGGAGCAACUGAAGGCUGUAGAGCAGAAUGUCACGGCCAUCGAUGCCCAGAUUAAGACCCUGCAGGAGCAGCAAAGCCAGUUGGAUCGGCGUGACAAUGAGUUGCUCAGGCGGAAGAAAAUGCUGUCGGAGAUGAAGGGCAAGAAGAGGCAGCUGGAGCAGAAGAUCAGCGCCAAGCAGGACAGCCUCAUACAGAUGGAGCAGAGCGGAAUCGACCUGCGCCAGGCGGAGCAGGAGGCCUGCACAAAAACCAGAGCAGUCAACUCCCAGAAGGUGGCCAUAGUCACAGAGUUUGGGCAGCACAUGCGGUCGAGAGUGAAGCUGCACAUGGUCAAAGUGUACCUGGCUCUGGAGAUCGUGGAGCUCAGUGCGGAGAAGGCCAGGCUGGAGAGCAGCUGCAGAGAGGCGACGGUCCGUGUGCAGACCCUCGAGCAAAAGUGUAAACAGCUGGAUGAGACGAAGACGGCGCUGUUGAACACAUGCCAUGAGCGGCUGAAGAAGGCCAAGGAGACCUGCAACAUUGACCCAAGGGAGAAUGGAAUCCCAGAAGAACUGAAAACUGCGUUCAGUGAGCUGCCCAACACGCUGGAUGAGAUUGACGCCUGGCUCAACGAGGAGCGCUCCCGCGCCGAAUGUUUCACUGGCCUGAGCAGCGGGGUCGUGGAGGAGUACACAAGACGCUCACAAGAGAUUGAGAACCUGAGCAGGGAGCUGGAGGAGAAGCACAGCGCCUUGGAAACGUACCAACAGAACAUUUCCCAGGCCAAGGAGCAAUGGCUGAACCCUCUGAGGCUGCUUGUGGAGCAGAUCAAUGAGAAGUUCAGCGACUUCUUCUACUCCAUGCAGUGUGCAGGAGAGGUGGACUUGCACUCCGAGAAUGAGGAGGAGUAUGAUAGGUAUGGGAUCCGCAUCAGAGUCAAGUUCCGCAGCAGCACACAGCUCCAUGAGUUGACCCCCCACCACCAGAGCGGUGGUGAACGCAGUGUUUCCACCAUGCUUUACCUCAUGGCCCUGCAGGAGCUCAACCGCUGCCCCUUCCGUGUGGUGGAUGAGAUCAACCAGGGCAUGGACCCCGUCAAUGAGAGGAGGGUCUUUGACAUCGUGGUGCGCACAGCCUGCAGCGGCACCACCUCGCAGUACUUCUUCAUCACACCCAAGUUGUUACCGAACCUGCAGUACGCAGACGAGAUGACCGUCCUGUGUGUCCACAAUGGGCCACAAAUGUUGGCCCCCACCAAAUGGAACGAAAAGGCAUUCCUGAGACGUGCACGCCGCCGCCAGACCCGCGCUGCGAACGCCUGAACCCACUUUGGCUGGACUCCGUGUCAACAUGGGAUGUGUUUGGAAGACGGGUUUCUGUCUCUAGGUGGACAGAUGGAUAGUACCUAAAGUGUGUCUGUCCUCUUGCGCUUUAUUUAAUGCAGCCGGAUGGUCACUUUGCUCUUUAAGGGUGUACAUGUCACCUGUCGGUUGGGAAAUCGCCAAACAACCUACAGAGGCUUUUUAGCAUCAUGACACAGAGAGGUGUUGUCCUGCCUGUUGGUCAAACAUUGGCACCUGGGACACUGCAGGACAUUCCAGUAUCCACAUGGCACACCCAACUGCUAAAAGCACUGUUUGUACUGUCUGUGGUUCUCAGUGGUCUUUAUGUAUUUCCGUAACCCUUUAGUGUAACUGAAUUUUGGCUCCAAGUUGUGUACUGUCUAGUUUGGAUAUGAAAGUUUAAAAUAAUGAAUACAUAAAUGAGUAAAUAAAUAAAUAAAUGAA
This is a messenger RNA of Scleropages formosus (Asian bonytongue), 3721 nucleotides long. RefSeq names its product structural maintenance of chromosomes 5 (gene smc5). Gene Ontology annotation, cellular component: nucleus; Smc5-Smc6 complex. Gene Ontology annotation, molecular function: single-stranded DNA binding. The transcript has 24 exons. Lineage: Eukaryota; Metazoa; Chordata; Actinopteri; Osteoglossiformes; Osteoglossidae. The coding region runs from base 41 to 3256 and encodes 1071 amino acids. Gene Ontology annotation, biological process: double-strand break repair via homologous recombination. The record is from RefSeq and is a predicted model, not a curated record.